Molecule: messenger RNA, 5243 nt
Organism: Pteronotus mesoamericanus
Lineage: Eukaryota; Metazoa; Chordata; Mammalia; Chiroptera; Mormoopidae
Gene: HNRNPH3
Product: heterogeneous nuclear ribonucleoprotein H3
Exons: 9
Coding region: 2970-4058 (362 amino acids)
Cellular component (GO): ribonucleoprotein complex
Molecular function (GO): RNA binding
Source: RefSeq, a predicted model, not a curated record
ACAGGAAUUCUGUUUCAUUUGGCCUCUGUUAGAUGCUUUUUCUGACAAGCUAAAGUCUCAUGCAGAACAGACUUAAAUCCUAAUAAUUUCAACUACUGGUAUUUUUCAUUGGUGUUAACACUUGGAAAUUUUUAAACACAAUUAUGAUUAGCCAUAAUGCUGUUGCAAAGAAAAGUGAGCUAGAUUAUCCUGAAUAACUAGUACAAAUUGGGUAGUUUCUGAGACCACUUUAGUAAGGUACUAAAGCAGAUUGUCUUUUUGUAUGCCUUUAGAGUUCGUCUUGGUUUUGUUUUGUAAGUAGAAUUCUAGACCCAAAUUUGGGGUUUUGAAGAAAUAACAGAGUGCUUUUAUUAAAUAAUUUUUUAAUUUUUAUUUAUUUUUAGAGAGGAAGAGAGAGAAACAUAGUUGUUUGAAAGACCUGGCCCACAACCCAGGCAUGUGCCCUGACUGGGAAUUGACAGUACCCAUCCCACUGAUCCACACCAGUCAGGCUGAAUGUGCUUUCUUUUUUUUAUUGUGUAUGCUUAGUGCAUGUGGGAUGGAGAAUUGCCCUAUUAAGAGUUUCUUCCAAAUCUGGUUAACUUUUCCACAAUUUAAAAUUGUGUUUACGUUUUUGUGUUUUGUUUUUUUUAAAUAAAGGUAGUACUUCGUUGUUUUUAUAUAGAUCUCAUUGGUAUAGGCUGAUCAGAAAGUCAAAACUAGUUUGCUUGCGAAUUCUUAUAGUAAUCUGUUCCCAAAAUGGUAUCUUCAAAUUGACAUGUGCUAAAUGUUAUAAAAAGCACCACAUUAAUACCUAUUUUUUAAUUUUUACUUAACUGAUUUUUAGGGGGAGAGAGACCUUAAUUUUUGUUAUUCCACUUAUUUAUGCAUUCACUGGUUGAUUCUUGUAUGUGCCCUGAGCAGAAAUCAAAUCCGCAACCUUGGCACAUUGGGGUGAUGCUCUAACCAGCUCGGCUACGGGGCCAAGGCUUCACAACAGAUUGGCUUUGCAAAGUUUUUAAGUUUUUUGUGAGGCAGUAGCAUGUGAUGUUAGAUCUUCUCCACUUUCCCUUACUUUGUUCUUAACAUCUUUUGUGGGAAACAGCUAUUCCUCAGGUUAGUGCUAUUUUCUUAAAAAUUUAAGAAAAUGGUAGAUCUUCAAAAUGUCUUUCAACUUUGUUCCCCAAACAGUUUUAGGGGCUGCUUUCAGGGCUACUGGAACAGUAUUUUUAAAUCAUCUAGCUAAAUAUACAUAUAUUACAGUAAGCAUUUUAAAGAAACCCUCUUUUUUUCCCUCUGUGCUUUAGACAGUUUCUAAGGAAACAUGGAAGCUUGUGACAGUUUUAUUUCCUAUUGUCUUUUAAGGUUCAGUUAUUUUGUUAGUGGUACAUUUCACUAGUUCUGCAGGGCCCCGUAAAAUCCAACAAUGGCCACUGUUGAUUGAGUGGUUACCAUGCUGCAGACCAGGCACUGAAGGAUUCUUAAAAUGGUCCAGUGAGGUAUAAGCACCACUGUUGUGUUUUAUAGUUGGAGACAGCAACUAAGUAAUUUGCUUAAAUUAAGUAGCCAGUGAGUGACAGAGCAGGGACUCAAACCCAGUUUCUCUUAAAAGUUCAUACUAGUUAUUUGUGUGCAUGAGACUUAGUUGUAAUGUCAGAUAAAAAUGCAUAUCCUUGCCAUUUGGGAUCUUUCUAAAGUGACACCUAGGAUUCUUGGUUUUAAAAAAAACCAACAGGUACUAGAGGUGAUUCAUAUGCAGAGAUGAUUUGAUUUAUAUCCACAUUUGGAAAUUUCUACACUUAGCUUACUUUUAAAUGCUUUUAAAUGGGUAUCUAGGGGGAAACAUUUUAUUCUUUGCAGAUGCUGCCCCUAACAGUUGCACUGAUAAUUCAAUCGUGAAAUUAAAUAUUAGUGAAUAUUGUUUAUAUGAAAUAUUCUUGAGCAUAAAGGAAUCAAGUGAACAAAUUGUUUUAUUUACAGGGGAGGAGGUGGUGAGGGAAGGUUUUGAAAUAAAUCAGGUGAGUAGGAUUCCUACAGCUGCAUAAUGAAAUUUGUAAGCUCUGGUAAGUUUCUGCAGCUGAAGGACUUCUGCAUUAACCUUUUUGAAGUGUUCUGGUAUCUUAAAAGGAAGGAUGGAUGUCUUGGGAAGGGAACAGGGUGGUGGGUUCAUUUUGGAGGGGAAAGAGGGCCUCAUUAUACUCUCUAAUACUUUUUGAAUGUGAAGGUAUUGUCAUUUUAAAAAAUUUGUGUCUUGGUUUUUAAUAUCUUAUCUCCAGUAACUUCCAAAAUGGAUGGCUUCAAAAAACACUGAUACUGUCAGAAAUGCCUUUUUACCUCCAUUCUUAAAAUUCAACCUAAUUUUAGUCCUUAACCCUUGGUGUGGAGUAUUUGAAUCAGAUUUAGUUUAAAUAGUGAUAAAAAAUCCCCCCCCCCAAAAAAAACAGUUUGUUAUGUUCAGAAUUAUAGUGCAUCUGAUAAAUGUACAUUUUUUUGUGAUAUGUCUUCCAACAUCAAAGUAGUACUUGUUCUUUUGACUUUGGCUUACUGUGAGUGGGUGGUGGUACUAUAUGCAUACUUUUGAGUGGUUAAGUUUAAAAGAAUUUGCAAAACUGUACAAGUGAAUAAUAAAACCUGGAAAAUAUGAAUGAAAAUUUGAGAGAUGAAGAAGAGGCGGAGUUGAUGGUAAAUGACAGGGUUGAGAAGUAGGAAGUGUUUGAAGACUUAAGAGGAAUUAUGUAAGCUUUCUUAAAAUUAAGCAGUAUAUGUUUGCUCCUUAGAAAUUCAGUACUUUUUUGUGGGGGGAGAGGUCAGGUUUCACUGCCCUUCCUCCCCCCCCCUUUUGCCUACCUCAAAACAGAAAGGUGGUUUGCCAUCGUAUUGUGUAGCAUUGUCACUGGAGUCACUGAGCUGUAUGUUACAUUUCCUGUUGUGCACCACUGAAGAGGUGUUUCUUCAGUACCUCUGAUGAGUAUAUUUUGAUUGACUGCUUUAUGUGCUUGUUUAUUUUUUUUAUAGCGUUUAAAUCAAACGGUAUUGAGAUGGAUUGGGUUAUGAAACAUAAUGGUCCAAAUGACGCUAGUGAUGGGACAGUACGACUUCGUGGAUUGCCAUUUGGUUGCAGCAAAGAGGAAAUAGUUCAGUUCUUUCAAGGGUUGGAAAUCGUGCCAAAUGGGAUAACAUUGACGAUGGACUACCAGGGGAGAAGCACAGGGGAGGCCUUCGUGCAGUUUGCUUCAAAGGAGAUAGCAGAAAAUGCUCUGGGGAAACACAAGGAAAGAAUAGGGCACAGGUAUAUUGAGAUCUUCAGAAGUAGCAGGAGUGAAAUCAAAGGAUUUUAUGAUCCACCAAGAAGAUUGCUGGGCCAGCGACCAGGACCAUAUGAUAGACCAAUAGGAGGAAGAGGGGGUUAUUAUGGAGCUGGGCGUGGAAGUAUGUAUGACAGAAUGCGACGAGGAGGUGAUGGAUAUGAUGGUGGUUAUGGAGGUUUUGAUGACUAUGGUGGCUAUAAUAAUUAUGGCUAUGGAAAUGAUGGCUUUGAUGACAGAAUGAGAGAUGGAAGAGGCAUGGGAGGACAUGGCUAUGGUGGAGCUGGUGAUGCAAGUUCAGGUUUUCAUGGUGGUCAUUUUGUACAUAUGAGAGGACUGCCUUUUCGUGCAACUGAAAAUGACAUUGCUAAUUUCUUCUCACCACUAAAUCCCAUACGAGUGCACAUUGAUAUUGGAGCUGAUGGCAGAGCAACAGGAGAAGCAGAUGUAGAGUUUGUGACACAUGAAGAUGCAGUAGCUGCCAUGUCUAAAGAUAAGAAUAAUAUGCAACAUCGAUACAUUGAACUCUUCUUGAAUUCCACUCCUGGAGGUGGCUCUGGAAUGGGAGGUUCUGGAAUGGGAGGCUAUGGCAGAGAUGGAAUGGAUAAUCAGGGUGGUUACGGAUCUGUUGGAAGAAUGGGAAUGGGGAACAAUUACAGUGGAGGUUAUGGGACCCCUGAUGGCCUGGGUGGUUAUGGUCGUGGUGGUGGAGGCAGUGGAGGUUACUAUGGGCAAGGUGGCAUGAGUGGAGGUGGAUGGCGUGGAAUGUAUUAGAGCAUAACCACCAACAUAAUAGUCCUGACAACAGCAUCUGGUCUACUAGACUUUCUUACAGAUUUAAUUUCUUUUGUAUUUUAAGAACUUUAUAAUGACUGAAGGAAUGUGUUUUCAAAAUAUUAUUUGGUAAAGCAACAGAUUGUGAUGGGAAAAUCUGUUUUCUGUAGGUUUUAUUUGUUGCAUACUUUGACUUAAAAAUAAAUUUUUAUAUUCAAACCACUGAUGUUGAUACUUUUUAUAUACUAGUUACUCCUAAGGAUGAGCUGCUUUCAUAAGCUUUGGGUUGAUGUAUUUUAUUAUUAGCUCUACAAGUAGUAGUACAGUGAUUGUAGAGGAUGGUGGUUCACCUCUACAUAGUCUGCAAGGCUUAAUAAGCAGACACCUGGAAUAGAAUUUGAAAAGUAGUGUAACUUUUAAUUUCUCCUGGACAAUACUGUAAAUACAAAACGUAAAGAUGAGUUUAGAUGGUUUCAGGAGUAUAAGUUCUGCUAAUUCUAUAUUAGUGUUUUUCAAAUGUCACUUAUCAGGCAUAGCUCUGAAAUGUUGAUCUAAAUGAGAGUUAUCUGGGUUUCUGAAUAUUCAUAAUUGUGUUGCCCAAGGAUAGCAAUGUUGGACAUUAAAUUCUAGCCCUAGAUUUUAGAAUUAAAAAUCUCCUCAGCACUUGACUGAAGUACCAAAAAAAUGUUUCCAAAAACUGACAGUUGUAAGUUAUCUCAAAAAUGUCUUAGACUAGGUUAAGGUUCUAGAAGUGAAUUGAGAAUUCAGUACAAAAGUAUUUACUGUGGAGUAUAAUUCUCACAGAUGUAUUUUCAGUUUUCAACCCAAUAGUUAAAGCAUAUGUUUUGUUGUUUUUUAAUAUCUGUAUAAAUACUUUAAAAAUGUAACAGAAGUCCAUGUUGUCUUAAAAUGAUAGUCCUACAGUUGGGUUUUUCAUCUGCUAUCUGUUUGGAGUUUUAGAGCCAUUGUGUUAAAAAAAAAAAACAAAAACUAUAUGUAGCAAGGAAAAGGUGCUUUUUACUUUUAAUCCUUUGAUCAAUAUGGCUUUUUUCCAAAUUGGCUAAUGGAUCAAAAUGAAACCUGUUAAUGUGAAUUCAGUUACUGAACUUGUUAUUUGUUUUUGCUAGAAAUGUUAAUGUAAUAAAUAUCAAUGUGGGAGAUAAUAGUAUGGCGUCUGUCCUAGAA